Octopus sinensis (East Asian common octopus) is the source of this 3752-nucleotide messenger RNA. Its product is annotated as zinc finger protein 135-like. The record is from RefSeq and is a predicted model, not a curated record. The transcript has 2 exons. Lineage: Eukaryota; Metazoa; Mollusca; Cephalopoda; Octopoda; Octopodidae. The coding region runs from base 1071 to 3122 and encodes 683 amino acids.
AAACUUCUGGGGUUGGUAUUUGUCAUGUUUUUGCACUCAGCAUAUUUUAUCCUGUCUCGUAGGAGUUAAUAUAAGAUGAUGCCUUUAGUUAAUUGCUUUGUGAUUAUUGUCGGAAAUCGUGAGAAAUAAAGUAGUGGGGGAAAACAAUGAAAUAGAUGUUAACCUAAAUAAUCCGGAUUUAACUAGCUCGACAGUUGUUACCGAGUUACUUCCCUUUGGCUUAUGUCGUCGCUGACGCACUCCUCCUCCCGCUAUAUCUACCUUGGGUCUCUUUUUUUUCCUAAAAGGUACCUGCUAUGACAACCACAUCUACAACAACAACGGCAAGCUGAAUAUUAGGGUAUCAUUUUGACAUGUAAACUACCCGAAUGAAUUCCGACCGUUCGCUGUUUGGCUCUGCUGGAACCAACGGAGCUGCCUGAUGCCGUGGAGGGGUUCCCUCCCCCCCUCUCUCUCUCGUUACACUCGCUUUGAAGGACCAGACUUAGAGAGUCUUGGCUGUUGUCGUCAUUUGACCCCCAACUUCCAUCGAAGCAGAAUAAUAUUGCAGCUGAGUAUCUAAACUCAUUUGGAACUUUUCAAAGAUUUUAAACCCUUUUUUUAGAUGUGUUUUUCUGUGUUUCAAAAAUAUUGCUGUGCCUCCAUAUUUAUAUAUAUUUAACAAGAAGCUGCCAGACGCACAGACAGACAACCAAAGUUUCUGAAGACAUACAUUACUUUUAUUGGGAUAAUUCUCGGAUUUUUUAUUUUCCUCUCGUGCAUGACAUUCUGUUGUCCAAAUUCCAAUAUGAACCGACAGAAAUCUAAGAUUCCGCCAUUUGUGGUUGUGGGUGGCCUCAGAAAUUAAUCCGUACAAAAACCUAAAGAUGUCCUGUAUUGUGUGAAGUGAGGACACAAACACAAGAAUGAUUUCAUUUGUGUUGUGUUAAAAGGGAAAUCUUGGGACGAAACCCUGACCGAACAUUGUUUACCAAUGAGAAGAUAACAGCAAGUUUGAACUUUCUUUUUCUUCUGUUCGUUUUCUAUUUUCUCCAAAUUUUAGAUUUAGAAAGAAUUCAGCCAACACCAAAAUGUAUUCGGUCCAGUCCAAUGAUAACUGCUUUGAGAAUUGUGGAGGUGGGGGCCAUAAUCACUCUCAGUCUUUUUCACCACCGAAUGGCCACCACCACCACCAUCAUCACCACCACCAUCACCAUCACAACAACAACAAUGGCUCGUUCAUGUUUAAACCGAAAGGUAACGAAGCCCGGGACAAGCCAUUCAAAUGUGAUAUCUGUCGUAAAGGUUUCACACUAAAAGCCUACCUCCAGCGGCACCAGAUGGCCCCAGAAGCUGGCAAGCAUUUCAAUUGUAACUUCUGCAGCAAAGUGUUUCCGCAGCGAGACAGGUUAGAGAAACACGAGAGGACCCACACAGGUGAAAAGCCGUUCACCUGUGACAUUUGCUCCAAGUCCUUCUCACAGAAGUCUCACCUGAACACACACAAAAUGGUUCACCAGGGAAUUAAACCAGCCAACCGUGUGAAACACAAGAACCUCCACAACCAUUCUACCAACAUGGCAAUGAUGGUUCCUCGAAAGCAGUUUCAUAACCACUCCCACAAUCAUGGUCACACCCAUAGUCACAACCACAGUCAUAAUCAUGGCCACACCCACUCUCACAACCACGGCCACGCCCACAACCACGCCCAUAACCAUGGCCACACCCACAAUCACAACCACAGUCACGGCCAUUUUCACGGAAGCAAUGUGUCGUUCCAGAACAGCGGACACUUUAACUCCAAAGCAUUCCCGAUUAACAGAGGAAAUGAAGCUCGAGAUAAGCCCUUUAAAUGUGAUGUAUGUCGCAAGGGUUUUACUUUGAAGGCCUACCUACUCAGGCACCAACUUGCCCCUGAAACUGGCAAACACUUCCCUUGUCCGUUUUGCAGCAAAGUCUUCCCACAGAGGGACCGUCUUGAGAACCACCAAAGAACCCACACCGGGGAGAAACCGUUCACGUGUAACCUUUGUGGGAAAAGUUUUGCGCAAAAAUCCCACCUGAAUACCCACAAGCACACACACAGUGGCGAGAAGCCACACCAGUGUCCCAUUUGCAAUAAGUCUUUUGCCCAGAAGGACCAUUUAAACAAGCACAGACGGACUCACACUGGCGAGAAACCUUUCCAGUGUACGAUUUGUCUGAAAACCUUCUCCCAGAAGACCCACCUGAAGCAGCACAGUCGCAUUCACGUCGGGGAAGAAUUCUCUCAGUCCAUGGGCCAUAACCAUCAUCAUCAUCAUGUCCAUAAUCAUAGUCAGCACCAAAACCAUCACACCAACAGCAGCCCUUCGGACACUCAAAUGACCGCUGAUGGCCAUGGAAGCAAGCAGCAAACGCCAGCCCUGGUGUCCAGUGGUGGUGGUGCUGGUGGUACUACGACCCACCACCAGAUGGCAGCCAGCUCUAGUUCAGCAUCGACCUCAUCUGGGACAGCAUCAACCCAUCAUACAUCGUCAAUGAGGAAACAGCAGCCACAGCACUCGGCUACGUCACCGUCUCCCACUGUCGUUACCCCGGGGACCCUAGCUUCCAAUUCUUGCUCUCAUCAGAUGACGCAGUCUUCAUCAUCGCAGCAUGCAGCUCCACCACCGCCACCUCCAAGGAAGCAACAGCAGCAGCAACAACAGCAGCAGCAGCCUCCACCACCACCACCACAGCAACAGCAGCAGCAACAACAACAACAACAGGCUCAGCAUCACCAUCAUCAUCAACAGCAGUCCACGCCAUCGUCUUCCCCAUCUUCAUCGUGUCAAAUGAUGUCACAACAUCAAGCAGGACUCCGCAAAUCGUCAUCGUCGUCGUCAUCAAUGUCCCCCGCAGCCUGUUCUCACCAGAUGAUGUCCCAACAUGCUUCCAUUCGGCAGCAACCAGCCACCGUAGCGUCAGCAUCAAUGAACUCCACAUCUCCCCAUCAACUUCCACAGAGACCUGACAACAACUACUGGAAGCGCAGCUUCCCCGUUACCACAGCAUGGAAUUCUGGUUGGUCCAACCAACCGGCUACCACGACAUACGGCGUCGGACAAAGAAAGUGCGAGAGCCAAGAGGCUGUCCGCUACAUCCAGACUCUUUUACAAUAACUUUUCUGACAAUACUUGUGGAGAAACAAGUCGGAAAAGACAAGCAUGAGAAUUCUGUUUGUAGACCCUUUUUUGAAACGGUCUACGAUCCCAUCAUUUGAUUUAAUCUUUCUUUCAAACUCCAGAGGGAAAAAAAUCUUGUCAAGUCUACGACGAAGCGAUUCCCUUGAUGCGUCUCCAGUCCAGGGUGCAAUGAGUAUUUUUCUAAAAAACUGUUAUUACAUCAUUUUCUUAUCAGUCUGCGUUAGUCCACUUCCUUCUUUAUAGAAAGCUGUGGUAGUUUGUCCUACAAUCAGUGUGGGAAAUUAGGACAUGAUGAGUCGGUGGGAAACCACCUGUGAAACUCCUAGCAUCACACACACACAUACACAAACAAACACACACACACACACAAAGUGAAGAAAAUUGAGAUGUUUAAAUGAUAGCAAGGUUGUAGCUGGGAACCUCACAAGAAUCUCUUCUCCUCCAGGCUACAUUCUUUAUUAUUAAAUCUGCUCACAUCACAUCCUAUAGAAAGAUGUCUGCAGUGAGUAAUUUUAUUGUCAAGUAGAAACCCGACCCCUUUAUCUGUCAUACUUAUUCCUUAGUAAACCCUUGUAGAGUCUCCAUUAUAAAUAUAUUUAAACAAAA